GCAGCCAAGAUGGCGCUGGCAGCAGCCGUGGCGGCCUGAGCGUCAUGCUCCCGGUCCUCGCCGACGGCGGCGCCCGUGGCCUCGGCCAAGGCCUCGAGUCUCUUCCGGGAGUGAGCGCUCAGGCUCCUCUCCUCUGGCCCGGUUAGUCCGGACAGAGAGGAACAGCGAGAGAGCGGCUGCCCGCUCCCCGGCACCAUGGCUGGGAUCAUCAAGAAACAGAUCCUGAAGCACCUUUCCAGCGUUCCCUGCUGGCUGUGGUGGAGAUUGGUGUGCUGUGAAUUGCAUAACUACCUAAAUGAGUACCAGAAGAGUCUAAGAAACACUGGCAUCUGACUACUUGCUUUCAUCAGGAGUAGGGAGCUUUUGUCUGAAUUUCCUGCCCUCAGAUUUACCAAAAAUUUAUCUCCUGACAAGAUAAAUCUAAGUACCCUUAAAGGAGAAGGUGAGCUGAAGAAUUUGGAGUUAGAUGAAGAGGUGCUACAGAAUAUGUUGGAUUUGCCCACAUGGCUUGCUAUCAACAAAGUUUUUUGUAAUAAAGCAUCCAUUAGGAUCCCAUGGACAAAACUGAAAACACAUCCUAUCUGUUUGUCUCUAGAUAAAGUAAUAAUGGAAAUGAGUACAUGUGAAGAGCCCCGUGCUCCAAAUGGUCCAUCACCAAUUGCAACUGCUUCAGGACAAAGUGAAUAUGGCUUCGCUGAAAAAGUAGUUGAGGGAAUUACUGUCUCUGUAAACUCUAUUGUCAUCAGAAUCAGAGCAAAAGCCUUCAAUGCAUCCUUUGAACUGUCUCAGCUAAGGAUCUAUAGUGUAAAUGCAAACUGGGAACAUGGAGAUUUAAGAUUUACUCGUAUUCAAGAUCCACAGAGAGGAGAGGUUUUGACAUUUAAAGAAAUGAAUUGGCAGAUGAUUCGAAUAGAGGCAGAUGCUACCCAGAGUUCACAUCUUGAAAUUAUGUGUGCUCCUGUUAGAUUAAUAACUAAUCAAUCAAAAAUCAGAGUCACGCUUAAAAGAAGACUAAAGGACUGCAAUGUAAUAGCAACAAAGUUAGUUCUAAUACUGGAUGAUUUAUUAUGGGUCUUAACGGACUCUCAGUUGAAGGCUAUGGUACAAUAUGCAAAAUCUCUUAGUGAAGCAAUAGAAAGAUCUACAGAACAGAGGAAAAGUAUGGCUCCAGAACCUACACAGAGCUCUACAGUAGCCCCAUCUACUCAGCAAGUGAAGACACCACAGACAUCAAAUGCUCCUGAUCUGAAUGAUGCAAUUGUGAAACUAUUCAGUGACUUCGAUGUCAAAGAAACCUCCCAUCAUUUAGUGAUCUCUCACCUAGAUCUCCAUAUUUGUGAUGAUAUUCAUGCAAAAGAAAAAGAGUCAAACAGACGUAUUACUGGAGGUGCUAUGCAACUCUCUUUUACACAGCUGACCAUAGAUUAUUACCCUUAUCAUAAAGCUGGAGACAGUUGUAGUCACUGGAUGUAUUUUAGUGAUGCAACCAAAACAAAAAAUGGAUGGGCCAAUGAACUAUUACAUGAAUUUGAGUGCAAUGUUGAAAUGCUUAAACAGGCUGUGAAGGACCAUAAUGUAGGUUCACCUCCUAAAUCCCCAACUCAUUCCUCUCCCCAGCACACACAAACAGAGAAAGAUUCUACUCUGAAAGGCAGUUCUAGAACAUCUUCGAUAUUAUCUCAACAAUCAAAAGCUAAGCUUAUGUCUAGUUCCGUUGUGGUUAGACUUGCAGAUUUCAAUAUAUACCAGGUGUCUACAGCAGAACAAUGUCGUUCUUCACCUAAAAGUAUGAUUUCCUGCAACAAAAAAUCCUUGUAUCUUCCACAAGAAAUGUCAGCUGUCUACAUAGAAUUCACAGAAUAUUACUAUCCAGAUGGAAAGGAUUUUCCAAUUCCAUCUCCUAACCUGUAUAGCCAGCUGAAUGCACUGCAGUUUACUGUGGAUGAAAGAAGCAUUCUAUGGCUAAAUCAAUUUCUUCUGGACUUAAAACAGAGCCUUAAUCAGUUCAUGGCUGUGUAUAAGUUGAAUGACAACUCAAAAUCUGAUGAGCAUGUUGAUAUUCGAGUGGAUGGAUUAAUGCUAAAGAUUGUCAUUCCUUCUGAAAUGAAAUCUGAAUGUCAUCAAGAUCAACCGCACACCAUUUCUAUUCAGAGUUCUGAAAUGAUUGCCACAAAUACAAGGCACUGUCCAAACUGCCGACAUUCUGAUCUAGAAGCUCUGUUUCAAGACUUCAAGGAUUGUGAUUUUUUUAGUAAAACUUACACUAGCUUUCCUAAGUCUUCUGACAGUUUUCAUCUUCUACAUCCGAUUUUCCAGAGACAUGCCCAUGAACAAGAUACUAAAAUGCAUGAAGUUUAUAAAGGGAAUAUUACUCCUGAGUUGAAUAAACACACUCUUAAAACUUCUGCUGCCACGGAUGUUUGGGCAGUGCACUUUUCUCAAUUUUGGAUAGAUUAUGAAGGCAUGAAAAGUGGGAAAGGAAGACCAGUAAGUUUUGUAGAUUCGUUCCCUCUCUCUUUCUGGAUUUGCCAACCAACAAGAUAUGCAGAGUCACAAAAAGAACUGCAGAAUUGUAAUCAAGUAUCUCUAAAUACAUCCCAAAGUGAAUCUAGUGAUCUGGCUGGCAGAUUGAAGCGGAAGAAGCUCUUGAAAGAGUAUUAUAGUACAGAAUCUGAACCCUUGACAGAUGGUGGUCAGAAACCUUCAUCAGAUACAUUUAUCAGCUUUUCCUCUUCAUCAUCAGAUGCAGAUAUUCAUGUCUUGGUUCAUGUUCAUAAACAUGUUAGUAUGCAGAUCAAUCACUACCAAUAUCUGCUCCUGCUUUUCCUACAUGAAUCACUCAUUCUUCUUUCAGAUAACUUAAGGAAAGAUGUGGAAGCUGUGACUGGCAGUCCUGCCAGUCAGACAUCUGUUUGUAUUGGUGUUUUACUUAAAAGUGCAGAACUGGCUCUCUUGCUACAUCCAGUGGAUCACAUCAAUACUCUUAAGUCACCUCUUUCUGAAAAUGUGAGCCCAAUGGUUCCUGAUUACUUGCCUACAGAAAAUGGAGAAUUUUUACCUUCAAAAAGAAAACAAUUUAGUAGUGGCAUAAAUCAAAUAAGAAGUGUAGCUGUUAAUCAUAUGUCAGACAACAGAUCUAUGAGUGUUGAUCUUAGUCAUGUCCCUUUAAAGGAUUCUUUGCUUUUUAAAUCAGCUAGUGAUACAAAUCUGCAAAAAGGCACUUCUUUUCUUGAGUAUUUAUCAGAUAAGCAUUUAGGGAAAAUAAGUGAAGAUGAAAGUAGUGGGCUUACUUUCAAGAGUGGCUCAGGAGAAAUUGGAUUACAAAUAAGUGACAGAAAAGAUUCAUCUCACGCAGAUUCAAAUAGUGUCUUGAACUACAGAGAAGGCUCAAAAGUGCCAUUUGAUAAUGACAAUAAUCAAAACAUGCUUUCAAAUAGUUUAACUAAUAAAGGAAAUGAAACCAUAGAGUCCAUCUUCAAAGCUGAAGACUUGCUUCCAGAAGCAGCUUCAUUCCCUGAAAGCCUGGAAAUAAGUAAAGAAGAAGGAUCCACAGUUAGAACACUUAAACCUCAGACAUCUUUAAGUGGAAAGCCUAAGGAACGUUGCCUACCCAACCAGGUACCACUCUGUGUUUCUUAUAAGAACAUGAAAAGAAGCUCCUCACAAAUCUCCUUGGAUACCAUUUCAAUUGACAGCAUGAUACUGGAAGAACAGUUAUUAGAAAGUGAUGGAAGUGAUAGUCAGAUACUUUUGCAAAAAGGAAUUAAAAGGAACUCGACUACAAAUUACCAGAGCCCAGCAGAGUGUAUGAAUGCCAGUGCAAACGUGCAAAGUUUUGGGGAAAACUCUCCAGAUGCCAUUAGUACAAAUUCAGAGGGUGCUCAAGAAGCCCAUGACGACCUGAUGUCAGUUGUGGUGUUUAAAAUUACUGGUGUGAAUGGGGAAAUUGACAUUCGAGGAGAAGAUACAGAGAUAUGUCUUCAGGUGAACCAAGUGACACCAAAUCAACUAGGCAAUAUCAGUCUUCGCCACUACCUUUGUAAUCGUCCCAUAGGUUCUGAUCAGAAAUCUACGAUUCAUUCCAAAUCCUCUCCUGAGAUUUCUCUGAGGUUUAAAAGUGGGCCUGGUGCUGUAAUGCACUCUUUGAUUGCAGAAAAAAAUGGGUUUCUGCAAUGCCAUAUAGAAAACUUCAGCACCGAAUUUCUUACAUCUUCUCUUAUGAAUAUUCAACAUUUUUUGGAAGAUGAAACUAUUGCAACAGUAAUGCCAAUGAAGAUACAAGUUUCUAAUACAAAAAUAAAUUUGAAAGAUGACAGUCCUCGGAGUAGUACAACAUCCCUUGAACCAACUCCUGUAACUGUACAUAUUGAUCAUCUUGUGGUAGAGAGAAAUGAUGAUGGCUCUUUUCAUAUUAGAGAUUCUCAUAUGUUUAACACCGAAAACGAUUUGAAAGAAAAUUUCAGUGAUUCAGUGCUGACAGUUGGUGAGAGGUAUGAUCUGAAGAAACAACCCAGUGUCACUCAAGCCACUCAGACCAGCCCAGAUGUUCCUGAGUGCUCAUUUCACUUUACUAAGGAACAGCUCAUGGAAGAGAAUGAAUCUCUUAAACAGGAGCUGGCUAAAGCUAAAAUGGCUCUUGCAGAGGCUCACUUGGAGAAAGAUGCACUUCUUCAUCAUCUAAAGAAGAUGACACCUGAAUAGCGGCAGGAGCCAUCAGAACUCAGGUCACAGCUGUGGAGUAGGAAAGUUCUGUUUACAAUUCAGAUGUUACCAAUCAGUGAAGACUUUCCUUUUCUUGAAAAUAAAAUGAAAUAGAAUAUGGUGACAUUGUGACUGUUCCAAAGCCAUUUUUAGAAAAUUAUUAUGCUAUGAGCAUUACAAUCUUGGUUGUUUUAUAUUUAGGGUUUAACCUUCCUCUUAACUGGUGUGAACUAGGGAAAUCAGCACAUACUAUAAAAUUAUUACAUGCCUAAUGAAAAGAUAUCAUUUCCCAAUUUUAAUAUCAUACACAUUUUUAAAUGAAAAUGGAAACCUGUUGUGUUCAUGCAGAUUGCUGAAUUAAUUUCUAUUUGUUAAUAAUUUAGUGUUACUAGAGUCAGAUGCUUUUAGGGCUAAUGUAAAAUAAAGAGGUUUGCAUUUAAAUGUUAUUAAAAUUAUGUACUUAAAUCUAUAAUUAUUUAAUUACUGUAAAAUUUCUAGUCAGAGUAAUUAUAUAAUUAUUGAGUUUAUGAACUGAAAAAUCUUCACCUUACGGACUUACAAAUUAACUUGAAAUUGUGAAAAAACACUUUUUAAAAUGAUGGUUGAACUGUGGAAGCUACAAUUUUCAACAAAAAGAUGAUACAAAUGUAAAAAUAAAAAGCACAAGUAUUAGAAUAUAUAUCAAGUGACUUAGAAAGCAUUACUUGUACAUUCCUUUAAACAUUUAUUGUUAGAAGAGUAAUUUAACUAUCCUGCUAAAUUUGACAUUUGUUUACUAUAAAAAUUUUAAUUAAUACUAUUUAUUUUAUUUCUUUACCUUUCCUCUUUAAGAAGAAUGGUUUUGGAGAAUUUGCUUUUCACACAUAUAAAACAAUUUCAUACCAUUGUAUCAUUUUAAUGGGUAUUUGCACAUUCUGAAUUUAUAAAGCUAGUUUUGAUUACAGUUCUAUAUGAUAUAUAUGUGUGUAUAUGCACACAUACAUAAAAUCUAUAGUGAGUGUCAUUGGUAAAUUUUGAAUUCUAUUUUCUAGGGACCAAUGUUGAAAACAUGAGAGAAUGUCAACUAUCAUGUUUAAUGAAAUGAAAGUAUGGUAGUGUUUAAGAAAAACAGGCUUUUGGAAAAGGAUUUAAGGUAUAUUUCCAAUAGAAUGAAACUAAAUGGUGUCUAUUUUAAAAAUUGGUAUUUUUUUCUUUUAUAAAAAUAUGUAUAUAUAUAUACUUAAGGUAUACAGUGUGAUGUUUCGGUAUACACAUAAUGGGUUGAUUAGUCAAAUUAAUAUAUACCUAUCAUCUCACAGCUAACUUUUAAAAAGUUGACAUUCUUAAACACAUCUAAGUAGAAAAUGAAAUAGUUGUAAUUGCUUUCUUUAGGAUAUGUGAGAAUUCUAAACCACAUUGCAACACUCGAUGGUGCUUUGUUUGGCAUGACUUAGCUGUUCGUAUACUGAAUGCUUGGGAGAAGUACCUAUUUCAUUUAUAUUAAGUUAAAGUGGGGGGUGAUUUAGGUAUUCCUGAAAAUAGUGCUAAGUAACUUCCUCACCUUUUCUGUCAUUUUAAUUGACCUGAGUUAGAAAUACAUAUGCUGUUUGGGAAGCUGAGGUCAGCAUAUACUGUUAAAAGUUUAACUUUGGAUUAUUUUAAAAAUUGUGUUAAACCGUAUUAAUCUAAAACUGUAUAAUAGCCAUAGCAUCAAUGCAAAGAUUUAGGUAAAGAUUUUUAAUGUAUAGCUUAGGUUGUUUUAUUUGUAUAGAUACAUAAGCUGUAGCAAAGGCUGCCUCUCACUGAAAAAAAGGACUGAUGAUACAUUCAACUUCUUUUGAGCCAAUUGUGUUGAUCUCAAGAUUGACUUUUCUAUAUAAAUUUCAAUUUUUGUAUGGUAUAUUAUAAUUUGUUAAUAUUAUAGAAGCUAAAUAUUUCCUUAUUCCUUUUCAAGGUACAUGGCCUUCCCAAGCAAAUCAUUAACAACAAAGAUGAUAAUAUUUUGAUCAUUGAGUAUGCUUUGUUAGAUUUCUUUUAAUUUAUAAGGGAUUUUUUUAAUAGAACUUUAAAUAUCAUGAAACACCUCCAAAACAUUACCCAAUGUAGUUCCUACAGCCAACCUGAGAAGUAUAUAAUAUUUGUUUUUGGGGGAUUGGGGAAAGAAACAACAAAACCAACAAUAAACCCUCAAGACAGGAAGAUUACGUGAGUCAGCUAGACCCACAGUCAGGCUUUUGACUUAAAGCCCAGUUAUGUGCUUUUAUUUUAGCUUCAUUAAUUCACAGAUUUGCUGGGUCAGGACUAGGGGAAGAAUCACUGUCUUACCUGUUUGCCUUUUAAGAGUACUAUAAUAUUUUUAGUGUGUAUUCAGACUACUUGAAAAGUAAUGGGACUAUUUUUGCAUCAAGGAAGUUAAUCUCAAAGUAUUUAACAGGGUGAGAAAUAUAGGAAAUUACUACUAAUUAGAAAUUUGUCAUCUUAAAUUGUGUUGGUUAUUACUCUAACAGGUAGAUGCUAAUGAUCAGGGAUUGGAAAUAGCAAUUGUGUUUUGCUUUUUUAUUUUUCUUUAGGAGAGCUAUGUUUUUAAAAUUUUUAAUUGGUAAGUAAAGGUAAAAAUCUUUUAUGAUAUGAUGUUUUUGCUAUUGGUAUUUAUGUGGAAUGGCUAAAUCAAGCUAUUUAACAUUCAUAUUACCUCACUUUUUUGUAAUACUUAAAAUCUAUUCUCACCAGUUUUCAAAUAAAUAGCAGCAUAUUGUUAUUGGCUGUAGUCACAGUGAUGUAUAUAGAUCUCCUAAAUUUAUUCCUCCUAACUGAAAUUGUGUAUGCUUUGACAAACACCUCCCUACUCCAAAUCCCUACAGCCCUUGGUAACCACCAUUUUAGUAUCUGCUCCUAUGAGUACAACUUUUUUGCAAUCCACAUAAAAGUGAGAUCAUGCAGUGUUUGUGUCUCUAUGCCUGGCUUAUUUCACUUGGAAUCAUGCUCUCUAGGUUCAUCCACGUUGUCAUAAAUGGCAGGGUUUCCUUUAUACAAAAGGCUGAGUAUGCCUGUAAUCCUAGUUGAAAACUGAUACUGAGGUUUGAAGCCAGCCCAUGUAGAAAAGUCUGUGAGACAACUUUAUCUGCAGUUAAACAGCAAGAAUCCUGAAAUAAGGGUGUGGUUCAAGUGGUAGAGUGCUAUCACAAAAGCCAAAAUGAGCAGGAAGCCCCCAGUUAAAGCUAUAGUAUUGGCACAUGCGUGCGGAUGCAUGUGCUCUCUCUCUCUCUCUCUCUCUCUGUCUCUCUCUCUCUCUCACACACACACACACACAGGCUGAGUAGUGUUCUGUUGUGUAUGUAUUCCACAUUUCCUUUAUCCAUUUACUAGUUAACAUUUAGAUGAUUUAUCUUGUGGCUACUGUGGAUAUUGCUGUAGUGGACACAGGAUUGCUGACAAAUUCUUAAACACACUAUUUCAUAUUCUUUGGAACUGUAUCCAGUAGUGAGUGAGAUUGCUGGAUCAUAUGUUCUAGUUUUGACUCAAUUUUUGAGGUGCCCUCACACUAUCAUAAUGACUGUAAUAUUUUACAUUUCUCUCAACAGUACACAGGGGUUGCCCUCUUUCCACAUUCUUAUCAACACUUGUUAUCUUGUUUU
Molecule: messenger RNA, 8315 nt
Organism: Perognathus longimembris pacificus (Pacific pocket mouse)
Lineage: Eukaryota; Metazoa; Chordata; Mammalia; Rodentia; Heteromyidae
Gene: Bltp3b
Product: UHRF1 binding protein 1 like
Exons: 22
Coding region: 487-4701 (1404 amino acids)
Source: RefSeq, a predicted model, not a curated record